AUGCCACAAACCGCAUACCAAAUGCCCCCUAGCUCCGGACAUCAAACCUACCGGGGAAAGCUGGGGCAGCUGAGGAUGCAAAGGCUUUCGUCAAGAAUGUAUGCGAAGAUAGGUCAGAACUGGCUUAUGAGGACGCCCGAAGUUUUCCAAUUUGUAUUCUAUCCGAGAUACAUAGAGGAGGUCCGUUCAGCAAAGGAAGUCGACUUGUACAAUCUGCCCGCGAACAACGACUUGAUGCAAACGGGUCACACCUUGCACAAGGAUUUGGAAUGGGAUCAAUAUCACUUCAAUGUCGUCAGCAAACAGCUGACCCAAAGCUUGGGUCCUGGGCUCCCAGCCAUUGUUGACGAAUGCUUCGGGGCAUUCCACGAUUUAAUCGGCGAACCGAAGGGUAUGUUCUCCGAUAUUAUGUCCUUCAGCAUCGUUCCACGGACGGCGAACAGGCUUCUUUUUGGAGUAGAUCUUGCCAAGAACAGAGAUUUCUUGAAGCUCGCAAUAGAUUGCAGCGACACUUUCUUCGCAGGCGCCAACAUGAUCCGUCACUACGCGGAAUGGACGAAACGUCUUGCCUUAGACACCUCUACCCUCUGCUACGAACUCGCAUUACGGCGAUGGAGAAGGCAAAGAGAGACGAGACAUAUGAAUAGACAAAACCCUGUAAUACUGUACGGCGGGUUCUCGACUGAAAGACUAAUGCUGAGACUGAUUCAUAUUCUCACUGCUGCGGUACAUACCAGCAGCGUAACCUACCUGAAUGCGCUUUAUGACUUGGCUAUGCACCCAGAUAUCCACGACGAGCUGCGUGAAGAGAUAAAGAACGUGUUCGCAUCUCAGAACGGCGAGUGGCGAAAACAGGGCCUGACAAAGAUGAUGAAACUGGACAGCUUUAUUAAGGAGAGUGCGAGGUUCCAUCCCUUCCAAGCAGGUACCAUGGACCGUGUUGCGAUGAAAGACUAUACACUUAGCGACGGCACGUUAGUCCCCAAGGGCACGUACAUGUUGACACCUUCAUCGGCGGCCAACUUUGAUACCGAAGUCCGGGAUCCGAAUGCCUUGGAUUUCGACCCCUGGAGAUUCCAAAAGCGGCGACUAGAGAAGGGCCAGGAGACUGCAUUCCAUGGUUCAAACUACGCCACAAUUCACUUACUUCGGGUAUGA
Molecule: messenger RNA, 1158 nt
Organism: Rhinocladiella mackenziei CBS 650.93
Lineage: Eukaryota; Fungi; Ascomycota; Eurotiomycetes; Chaetothyriales; Herpotrichiellaceae
Exons: 7
Coding region: 1-1158 (385 amino acids)
Molecular function (GO): oxidoreductase activity, acting on paired donors, with incorporation or reduction of molecular oxygen; iron ion binding; monooxygenase activity
Source: RefSeq, a predicted model, not a curated record